This is a messenger RNA of Mytilus trossulus (common blue mussel), 654 nucleotides long. RefSeq lists its product as uncharacterized. The transcript is spliced from 3 exons. The record is from RefSeq and is a predicted model, not a curated record. Gene Ontology annotation, biological process: protein deubiquitination. Gene Ontology annotation, cellular component: nucleus; cytosol. The coding region runs from base 124 to 474 and encodes 116 amino acids. Gene Ontology annotation, molecular function: cysteine-type deubiquitinase activity. Lineage: Eukaryota; Metazoa; Mollusca; Bivalvia; Mytilida; Mytilidae.
UUGCUGAAAGACAUCUCUACUACUUUUUAAAAAAACUGUUGUUCUGCAUUAACAAUGAUAUUUUAGUGUUAAUUAAUGCCCUCAAGGGGUAUCUAAUACAUAGGUUUACUAAUUUUGGACAAUAUGAUUGAUGUGAAAAGAUUGUUAAAUAAUGUUCAAUUUUUGAUUUACAGAUUUAAUGGAACUUUAAGAAAAGUCAAUAAAAAGGUUGAUGUGUCGUUUGAUCGUCAUUUACGCAAUCAUGUGUCAAAUGGAAAGGAACUGGAGGACAAGGCACAGCUAUUUGGGGUGAUUUUUCAUGCUGGUAGAAGUGCUUCAAAUGGUCACUACUAUUCAUUUGUGAAAUUUGGGCAGCAUUGGUUCAAAAUUGAUGACAUGAAGAUAACAAGCAUAACUGAACUGUCAUUCCAGAACUGCAAGGACCAGGAAUAUAUUUUGUUUUAUAGAACUCUUCCAAGACCAUACAUUUCCUAGCAAUUCUGACUGUGUAAAAAAAAUAUAGGUGGAAAGAAGCAUUACUUUUGUUUGUCCCUUCACAUGUUUUCAGAUACAUUGAUUUUUUUUUGGUAUUUAAAAAUUAGUUUUAAGGCAGAUAUACAAUUUUUGAAAUGCAAUGACAAAUAAAUGUCCAGAUAUUUUAUCCUCAUGUUGGCU